Populus euphratica (Euphrates poplar) is the source of this 636-nucleotide messenger RNA. RefSeq names its product 60S ribosomal protein L37-3-like. The record is from RefSeq and is a predicted model, not a curated record. Lineage: Eukaryota; Viridiplantae; Streptophyta; Magnoliopsida; Malpighiales; Salicaceae. Gene Ontology annotation, molecular function: structural constituent of ribosome; RNA binding. Gene Ontology annotation, biological process: translation. Bases 104 to 400 code for a protein of 98 amino acids. The transcript has 4 exons. Gene Ontology annotation, cellular component: cytosolic large ribosomal subunit; ribosome.
AAAAACCCUACGUGGAUGUUAUAUAUAACUCUUGAACGCCGCUGUGUCCUUUACCCCGGAAAAAAAGGGAGCUCUUCUAGGGUUUCUUUGCAUCUGUGCUGCCAUGGGGAAGGGAACAGGGAGUUUUGGUAAGAGGAGGAACAAGACCCACACCCUCUGUGUUAGGUGUGGCCGCCGAAGCUUCCACCUCUUCCACCUCCAGAAGAGCCGUUGCUCCGCCUGUGCUUUCCCUGCUGCCCGCAAGAGGAAAUACAACUGGAGUGAGAAGGCAAUCAGGAGGAAGACAACUGGAACUGGAAGGAUGAGGUAUCUCCGCAAUGUCCCUUGCAGGUUCAAGAGUGGUUUCAGAGAAGGCACUCAAGCAGAACCAAGGAAGAAGGGCACAGCGGCAUCUGCUUAAGCCGUGGGUCAUUUUUGAGCGUGUUAUCUGGGUACCCUAUUGUAGAUUUACUUGCAAAUUAUGCAUUGGGGAGUUUUGUUAGAACUUCGUUCAAUGGGUGCUAUUCACCUUUUUCAUGCUAUUUAGAUAAUUUUACAUUGCCUAAUUAUUUAGUUGGUUUGAUUCUGAAAAGAGGAUGUUGCGAGUGUUAUUCGAUUUGCUCUAUGUUUUUGAGGAAGUUUUCGAAAAUUUCUGGC